UGUUGAAGGCUCAUUUGGAUUUUCCAGUACUGUCUUCACAAACAUCAAUGAAACAGGUGUGUGUAUAAUUGUGGGUGUCGGUGAAAUCAUCAAUCUUUCAGCUAUGUGCUCAAAUGGUGAUGUUGCGAAUAUGACAGUGAUACCUACUACGGUAGGUAGUUGUUCAGAAAGCGAUUGCUUUGAGGUGCAAUUUGUAAUUGGAUGCAUUCAGUCUAGUACAGAAAGUGCAACAACAGUACCAGACAUACCACUUGGAACAAGAACACCUGAAGAACCUAACUCUGUAACAACAGAUUCAGUGAUCCCAACUGGACCGACAACCGCAACAUCCCCAGGAAUUCAAAAUAAAACAACAAGAACACCUCCUCAUGUACCAAGCACUCUAACAACUAAAUCUAUGUUCUCAACUGAACCAGCAAAAUUGUCUUGUAUUGAUAUCAUAGCUUGUAGUGAUGAUCAAUGCAACCAAUAUAUCUCCCAAGCUAUCAG
Molecule: messenger RNA, 489 nt
Organism: Anneissia japonica
Lineage: Eukaryota; Metazoa; Echinodermata; Crinoidea; Comatulida; Comatulidae
Product: integumentary mucin A.1-like
Exons: 2
Source: RefSeq, a predicted model, not a curated record